GCUAUGAUGAUACAAGUUGUAUCCACUGCACUUCAGUUCCUGCAUCAUAGUUGCAAAGCGGAAUCGGACUGAAUCCAGUAAACGUUUAUCUGCCUUUGAUCCUUGAAUAUUGUGUUUCGCUUACCGAUCUCCAUGUGUUUUGGGUGCUUUUGCCAGUCUACACUACAGCUGAAUCGAUUGUCUGUCACCGAUGCGAGUGAACUCUCAGCUUGUGUUUCGCGCGGCUAAGUUUCCGUUUGUUUUUGCCUUCACUUGGUUUCCAGGAGAUUUCAGAUGGCUGUACUCUCGCUGUACCCAAUAUUCAAAGCCCGUUCUUCAUUCAAUGAAGUUUAAUGUUUGCUUCGUAUUGGGCGGUCCAGGCGUUGGAAAAGGCACAGUCUGCGAAAAAAUAGCGAAGGAUUAUGGUUUUAUACAUCUGUCCGCCGGUGAGUUGCUUCGAGAAGCAUGCAAGUCUGGUUCCGCGUAUGGUGAGGAAAUUGAGCGACACAUGAAGGCCGGAUCCAUUGUGCCAGCUCAAGUCACCUGUGGUUUGCUGCAUGAGGCCAUGUUGCACGGCUACAAUUCUUCCCAAUGCGUCAACUAUUUAAUUGAUGGCUUCCCCCGGAACUCUGACAACCGUAGCUGUUGGGAGUCGGAGAUGGCGUCGAAAAGUGUGCUGAAACGAGUGAUCGUUCUGGAUUGCCCGGAUGAAGUCUGCAUUCAACGCUGCAUGGGUAGAUGUCUCGGUCGAGUGGACGACAACACAGAAACUUUGAAACUUCGUUUGAGGCAAUUCAAAGAACAAGGUAUACCUGUGAUCGAGUAUUACGAAUCGCGGAACUUGGUCACGCGAAUCGACGCAAGCAAGUCUAUGGAGGAGGUGUUCCAGCAAGUGAAGGAGAUGAUGCUUUCGAUGGAUCUUUAACCAGUUUUCACUUGACAAUUCUUCGAUGCGCUUUCCCCUCCCUCUCCUCCUCUUAGUUCAUCUCCUUCGUACUUUCCCGUUUUCUUUCACGAUUCCAAUGUGUCGAUGAACACCACCACUUGCUUAACCCGCUGACUUCGUUACUCACUAGCCCAGGUAUCGGUAUUCAUCAUGACCUUUAUUAUGCUGUGUAUUUGCUUUUUUCUCUAGACAUUUUUCAAUGGAAUGCUUUUCGUGCUUUUUAGCGGCAUGCCAUGAUUUCGUACUACAUUCAGG
Messenger RNA from Dicrocoelium dendriticum, 1180 nucleotides. The record is from the annotation of a GenBank genome assembly. NCBI's taxonomy places the organism in Eukaryota, Metazoa, Platyhelminthes, Trematoda, Plagiorchiida, Dicrocoeliidae.